Messenger RNA from Callorhinus ursinus (northern fur seal), 2229 nucleotides. RefSeq names its product immunity-related GTPase family M protein 1-like. Gene Ontology annotation, molecular function: GTP binding; GTPase activity. NCBI's taxonomy places the organism in Eukaryota, Metazoa, Chordata, Mammalia, Carnivora, Otariidae. Gene Ontology annotation, biological process: cellular response to interferon-beta; innate immune response; autophagosome assembly. Gene Ontology annotation, cellular component: endoplasmic reticulum membrane. The record is from RefSeq and is a predicted model, not a curated record.
UGAUAGCAGCUCUCCCUAAAUUCCUUCCUGCUGGGGCUGGGGCCCUGCCACCAGCUUUAUUCAGAAAUCACACAGCUCUGAGCAGGAAAGGACUGGAGCAGAAAACCCUGCAAGAUUGCCUUCUCCUUCCUAGCUCCUCUUCCCUCCUUCCGUCUAGAUUCUUCCUAGGACAACCCCCACCCAGCACAACUCCCUUCUUUCCUUCUGGAGCAAUCCGGGCAUGGAACCAGUUUUGGAGAACCUCAGAGGUAAUUGUCUCUGCCUGAGGGCUGGACCCGUUCCGUGGGAGGGUUAACUUGCCAGGAGGACCACUGACAUCUGCCUGAUCACAGUCACCCUUUGCUUCCUGGAGCAGGUUAUUCCACUGAUCAGCAACAUGACACAGCCUGCCCUGUCCCUUCACACCGCAUUACCUACACCUUUCACCUCUGCUGUGCCAUACCAUAAGAGUUGGAACAUCUUAUCUAAACCAGGUGCCAUGAACAUAGAAAAAGCCUUGGAAGAAAGGAAGUUGGUGAAGGUGGUCUCUGCAGUCAGAGAGACCCUGAAGACAGCUUCCAGUGCCCCAGUGAGCAUUGCAGUGACUGGGAACUCUGGCAAUGGCAUGUCUUCUUUCAUCAAUGCACUGCGGGGAAUUGGGCAUGGGGAAAAGGACGCAGCUCCCACGGGUGUAGUGAGAACCACCCAGAUUCCCAUUCACUACUCUUUCUCCCACUUUCCCAAUGUAGAGCUAUGGGACCUGCCUGGCACAGGGGCUACCACCCAAAGCCUAGAGACCUAUCUGGAGGAGAUGCAGUUUAGCAAGUAUGAUCUCUUCAUCAUCAUUGCAUCUGAACAGUUCAGCAUGAAUCUUGUGAAGCUUGCCAAAGUCAUCCAGGGACAGGGAAAGAAGUUCUACAUCGUCUGGACCAAGCUGGACAGAGACCUGAGUACACAUGUGGUCUCAAAGGAACAACUCCUACAGAAUAUCCAGGAGAAUAUUCGGGUAAUUCUCCAGAAUGAGGGAAUGUGUGAACCCAUCAUAUUCCUGGUCUCCAGCUUUGAUCCCUCAUUGCAUGACUUCCCAGAGCUUAGGAAAACCUUGCACAGAGACGUGUGUGAGAUCCGGUACCAUGCUCUCCUAGAGAAUCUGUCUGACACCUGUGAGAAGGUCAUUAAUGACAAAGCAAUCACUUUGCAGAGGCAAAUGGGCUCAGAGUCUUUCCAGGACACCUUUGGCAUCCAGAAUGCAGAUCAUCUUGGGAAGUGUUUGAACGUCUACCACUCGCUCUUUGGUGUGGAUGAUGAAUCUCUCCAGGAGGUGGCCCAGAGUAUGGGAAAACCCAUGGAGGAGUACAAAACCAUUAUGAAGUCUCAGGAUCUGCACACUGUCCUCACAGGGGACUGGGCAUUAUCGUGGAUGAAUUGUAAUACAGCCUCUUACUUAUAUUCAGUUCUGAGCUACAUCCCAAUCUUAGGUAACACUAGUAUCCACUACCUUAGAGGGUGGAAUCAGAGGCGCCUCCUUGACAUAGUUGUUGAGGACACCAAGACCAUACUGAAGAAAAUUCUGAAAGAUGCCAUCACCUGAAGAGUGAGGUCUCAGCAGGCUCCUUCUUGGGGAAAGUCAGGAUAUCUGGGGUCCUCUCCUCACACUGUACCCUUCAGAAUUCUCAGUCAGCUCAAUAUUUCCACUUUUGUCGGUUCUAAGUUUCUUGAGGUAAAUAAGCUGACUAGAUCAUUUUGAACCCACAUCUCAGCAAAUUUCCAAAUAUGUCCUACUUCUCAUUUAUUAAGUGAGCUGGGAUCCAAAGAUGGAAGAAAAGAUUGCAUAGUGUGACAUAGUCUCAUUCUGACAUCCCCACAUCACUUAAUGUUAGCAUCAUUUUUCCAAGACCUCUUGGUUUUCUCCUGUUCCUUCACUUCUCACCUCUCAGUCCAUGGAUUCACAGAAGCACACCUGGAGGCAGAGGAGAGAACAUCCUUUGGGAUGUUCCCUUUGGGGAAAUAUGAUAGAGAGUGUGUGUUAACUGUUCUCUGAAAAGUAUUGUGUAGUGGUGCCAGGAUCCAAGGCCAGUCUGGCGUCCUGUAAAGCUCUGUCCUUAUAUCUGUUCUCAGCAAUUGCCCAAAUCAUUUAUAUACAAAAAAGGACACAGGGGUGGACUCAAGGACCAUUUUACUGGGUUUGGGAAAUUGUUGAAUGGAAAAGCAAACCUGGCUAUUAUAAGUACCAAACACUGAUCCCCCACA